This is a messenger RNA of Talaromyces proteolyticus, 2710 nucleotides long. RefSeq names its product cytochrome P450. The transcript is spliced from 6 exons. Bases 108 to 2510 code for a protein of 800 amino acids. Gene Ontology annotation, molecular function: heme binding; iron ion binding; oxidoreductase activity, acting on paired donors, with incorporation or reduction of molecular oxygen. The record is from RefSeq and is a predicted model, not a curated record. NCBI's taxonomy places the organism in Eukaryota, Fungi, Ascomycota, Eurotiomycetes, Eurotiales, Trichocomaceae.
UGUUGAGUAGAUGAUAUGGAAAUCACAGGAUAUAGUCCUUGUUCUUCAUAUAAUAUCCAUCAAGUUAGUGUGCAGUCCUGAGAGGGUGGAAUCUACCAGGCGGAAAGAUGUCGACUGAACUGCCCAACCUCGUCGAAGUCGACUAUCUCGAAAUACAAGUCAUUAUCGACAAUGAACUCGACCCUAUGACGGCACCGGCUCCGGACACGGUGCAGAUGUUAGGCGGAACAAUGGGCCACAUAGCGAUGUCGACCGCACGGGCCCUACAGCCUGGUGAGCGCGGAGAUGCGAUAAAAGAAAUCCGCAUGGAGGAUAUAUGUUGCUCAGCACAUGGACUAUCUAUCAUGGUAACGGCUAUACGAGGCGAUAUUAAGCACACCGUCCUGUUUGAUGCAGGCCCUGAAGAGCAAGCCUGGAAGAGAAAUGUCAAUCGUCUCAAGACCGAUAUAUCUCAAAUUGAGGUUAUCCAACUGUCACACUGGCAUCGUGAUCAUUCUGGAGGUAUCCCAGAAGCAAUUCGCAUGAUCAAGAAAGCUAAAAGAGACAAUGGUCAUGUCGACGAGACUCUUGUUGUCGAUGUACACCCAGAUAGGCCAGAUUACCGUGGCUUCGAUAUGCGCGACAAGAUCAUAUCCCUUGAAGCAGACCCAACUUUUGAGGAAAUGGAGAAUAAUGGCGCGCGAGUCAGCCAGCAUAGUGAGACACAUACAAUUCUCGACGACAUGUUUCUCAUCUCUGGAGAGAUCCCGCGAGAAACAAGCUAUGAAACGGGUGCGAAAUUUGGCAUGCGUUUUGACAAGUCGGAAGGUGAAUGGAUUACGGACGAAAAGAUUGCAGAUGAACGAUUAUUGAUGUGCAACUUGAAAGGAAAAGGGAUAGUCGUCUUUACCGGCUGCAGCCAUGCGGGCGUCGUCAAUACCUCCUGCCAUGCAAAGAACCUCCUUGGCGGCAAAGUUCCCCUGCAUGCGGUGGUGGGUGGAUAUCAUCUGUCUCUCAGCGACGACAAAACAACCAACGAUACUGUCGCCGACCUGAAGAAGCUUGAUCCGGCAGUUCUUUUACCUGGACACUGCACGGGCUGGCGAGCCAAAUUUGCCAUUGAAAAGGCAAUGCCCGGCAAUUUGCAAUUCCUUCUUUCUGCCGGCAACGCCCACCGAAACAACCAUCUUCUCGAUUUCUUCAACGCCCGGAUCAGCAAGCACGCUAGCCCAGCAUGCCCGAACUGUAUUGAGAGCAAUUUCACCGGCGGACGACGUUAUUUCCUGACUCGGGAGCCGGAUCAUAUCAAGGCCGUGCUCACCGGAAAUUUUGCAGAUUACGGUAAAGGCAAAGUCUUUCACGAUCUCUGGAGCCCGUUCCUGGGCGACAGCAUAUUCACGACGGACGGGAAAUCGUGGAGUAAUAGUCGGCAGUUGAUCCGGCCUAUGUUCAUUAAGGAUCGCAUUUCAGAUCUGGAGAUAUUUGAACGCAGGACACAAAUUAUGAUGGGGCUGUUUGCCAACCCAGGCCAGACGUUCGAUAUUAUGGAUCUGUUUUAUCGUAUGACCUUGGAUGUCACCACCGAAUUCCUGCUAGGACACGGAAUUCACUCGCUUGAGAAUCCCAAGGCCGGGUUUGUGCAAGCCUUUGCAGACGUGCAGAGGAUGCAGAUGGCCUUGACUGUAUUGCAGCCGAUCCAGCAUUUUAUCCCCAAAGGAGGAUAUUACCGCGGCAUCAAGACAAUCAACGAUUUUGUUAUCCCUUUUGUGCAGGAGGCUCUGGAACUACCGCAUGAAGAGCUCGAAAAGAGGGGUCGUUCUGAAAAGUCGUUCACGUUCUUGCACUCGUUGGCCAACUUCACUCGCGAUCCAAAAGUUAUUCGCGACCAAGUCGUUGCAGUACUGCUUGCUGGCCGUGACACCACUGCCGCAACCCUGUCGUGGCUCAUCUACGAAAUCGCACACUAUCCCGAGAUUGUCAAAAAACUACGAGAGGAAAUCUUGUCCACUGUCGGACCGUCUCGCGCUCCUACAUAUGAUGAUCUCAAGAAUAUGACUUAUUUGAAACACACCGUCAACGAAACUUUACGCCUUUACCCAGCCGUCCCAUUCAAUAUUCGCUUCGCCCUUGCUGACAGUACGCUUCCCUCCGGUGGUGGUCCUAAUGGCGAUUUGCCUCUCUCUGUCCUUAAGGGUGAUGGAGUCAUCUACUCGACACUAGCAAUGCAGCGCCGUGCCGACCUGUACCCACCAACGUCCGAGCAAUUUGCCGACCCAGCGAUAUUUUCGCCCGAACGGUGGGAAUCCUGGCAGCCAAAGGCCUGGCAAUAUAUCCCCUUCAACGGCGGACCUCGCAUCUGCAUUGGACAAAAUUUCGCGCUCGCCGAGGUUAGCUAUGCGAUCGUCAGGAUUGUGCAGCGAUAUGACAGGAUUGAGUAUGAUGGGUCAUGGGAGGACCAGUUCCACAAAGCCGAGAUUGUCGGCACUCCAGGAAUGGGCGUCAAAGUGAAAAUGUGGCCUGCAAAAGAGUAGGCGUUUGGUAUCAUACCCUGAGGAUGGGAGUUUGUGGCGUUGGUUAAUUUAGUUGAGGAUUUGUAUGCCAGAAAUUGUAAUAAUAUGAACUUCAAUGUCGCCUCAUCUGCGCAAUGCGAUGCCUGACUCGCCAGGCAAUGAUAUACAUCAUCCACUUCCUUCAGCCUUAGGAAAUCCUAGGUUCCGAGCGAAAAUGCCAG